AUGGUCUCAACGCCGAUAACAAGAUGGAAGUCUGGCUCCGCCCUCCACAACACGCGGUCGUUCGCAUGCUCCUCAAUCGUGCAUGCAGCCCCCUCAACACCCAUUUAUGUUCCAAAAUCCGCCGCCUUAAUAUCUUCUGUUCCAACUCCAGAUGAACUAAAAGCACAGGAGCUUGAUCUAGACAUAAUACCCAAAGAGGAUAUCAAGCUAGAACUUACAAACCGAGCUGCCGAGCAACUGCAAUCUAUAGCUACGCGGGAACACUCUCCCAGUGCAGGCCUACGCAUUGCAGUGGAGUCAGGAGGAUGUCACGGUUACCAGUAUACAAUGGAGCUGGCUUCUGAACGAAAUGUGGAAGACUACCACUUCACACAUCCGGCCAUUAUUCCGUCAAAUAUCUAUAUCGACGCAGUCUCCCUCGGACUUCUCAACGGCUCUACAAUAGAUUUCGCUACCGAGCUGAUAGGGAGCUCGUUUCGCAUCGCGGAGAACCCGCAGGCGAAGGGUGGAUGUGGCUGCGGGAUUAGCUGGGAGAUGAAAGAUUAA
Messenger RNA from Suillus fuscotomentosus, 546 nucleotides. RefSeq lists its product as uncharacterized. Bases 1 to 546 code for a protein of 181 amino acids. Gene Ontology annotation, molecular function: 2 iron, 2 sulfur cluster binding; 4 iron, 4 sulfur cluster binding; iron ion binding. Lineage: Eukaryota; Fungi; Basidiomycota; Agaricomycetes; Boletales; Suillaceae. The record is from RefSeq and is a predicted model, not a curated record. Gene Ontology annotation, biological process: iron-sulfur cluster assembly. Gene Ontology annotation, cellular component: mitochondrion. The transcript has 3 exons.